Molecule: messenger RNA, 1124 nt
Organism: Cygnus atratus (black swan)
Lineage: Eukaryota; Metazoa; Chordata; Aves; Anseriformes; Anatidae
Product: histone H2A
Exons: 1
Coding region: 44-433 (129 amino acids)
Cellular component (GO): nucleosome
Molecular function (GO): structural constituent of chromatin; protein heterodimerization activity; DNA binding
Source: RefSeq, a predicted model, not a curated record
UGUUGCGCGUCAGCUCGGGUGGCGGCGGGGCUGUAACGGAGCGAUGUCUGGGCGCGGGAAGCAGGGCGGGAAGGCGCGGGCCAAGGCCAAGUCGCGCUCGUCGCGGGCCGGGCUGCAGUUCCCCGUGGGCCGCGUGCACCGGCUGCUGCGCAAGGGCAACUACGCGGAGCGGGUGGGCGCCGGCGCCCCGGUGUACCUGGCGGCCGUGCUGGAGUACCUGACGGCCGAGAUCCUGGAGCUGGCGGGCAACGCGGCCCGCGACAACAAGAAGACGCGCAUCAUCCCCCGCCACCUGCAGCUGGCCAUCCGCAACGACGAGGAGCUCAACAAGCUGCUGGGCAAGGUCACCAUCGCGCAGGGCGGGGUGCUGCCCAACAUCCAGGCCGUGCUGCUGCCCAAGAAGACCGACAGCCACAAGGCUAAAAGCAAGUAAAAACUCGGGGACUGUUCCCACCUCAAAAGCAACACAAAGGCUCUUUUUAGAGCCACCCACUUCCUCAUAAAAGGAGCUGUAGAUCCUGAGCAAAAAAAACAUUUGCGUGGUCUUUGCUGUUGAAAGGCAGCAAAGUGUUGAUGUGUUCUGCACACCAGAGUAAAAAACUCGAUCUGAUAAAAUAACGUACCAAUUGCUCCUAUAUACAUAGUAGGAAAAAAACCCUGAUUCCGCAUCAAAGGAGUCAUUUCAUUAGAACAAGUCAUUAUUAGAACAGGUGAGAAACGGAAGAAGUUCAAUGUUACUACAACAAAAGCUUCAUCCAGCAAGUCUCUCCUUUUUCAGUUCAGUCGUGCGUCAGGUCGAGCUAACUCACUGAUGUCAAUCAAAAAAACAAAACAAAACAAAAAAAGCCUGUCAGCCUGUCCCUAACUUCCGGACUUAGUCCCACUUAGUCCCGCUUCCGGACUUAGAGACUGUCAUUUUUCCCUAACGAUAGGUAUUCAGAAUUAUUAAUUUUUAAUGCAUAUUUCUCGUUGCUUUGUCUGAGCUACCAUGUCCAUUUUCUGUCUGGAAUCUGAAUGAGAACAAUUUAAAAUCACCGGGCAAGUUAAAAGGACUGUUGCCAACUUUGAUUCUACCUUAUAUAGAGCACUGAACGUUACAAUAAAGAUACUGAAACAAACAAAAA